Messenger RNA from Knipowitschia caucasica, 888 nucleotides. The record is from the annotation of a GenBank genome assembly. NCBI's taxonomy places the organism in Eukaryota, Metazoa, Chordata, Actinopteri, Gobiiformes, Gobiidae.
AUGCCGUCUAUUGAAUACGACGACUCCAAGCCCAGCUGGGCGGACCAGGUGGAGGAGGAGGGCGACGAAGGUACACUCCCAUCACCAAAGGAAACCAUUAAAGGAAAUGUGAAAACAGUGACUGAAUAUAAAAUAGAAGAUGGAAAGAAGUUCAAGAUUGUGCGGACUUUCAAAAUUGAGAACAGAAAAGCUUCAAAAGCAGUCGCCAGAAGAAAGAACUGGAAGAAAUUUGGCAACUCGGAGUUUGAUGCUCCAGGCCCAAACGUUGCCACGACCACAGUCAGCGAUGAUGUUUUUAUGACUUUUGUUUCCAACAAAGAGGAUUUGAAUUCCCAAGACCAAGAUGAAGAUCCCAUGAACAAACUGAAGGGACAGAAGAUUGUGUCUUGUCGAAUCUGUAAAGGCGACCACUGGACCACACGCUGCCCUUACAAGGACACUCUUGGGCCCAUGCAGAAGGAGCUGGCAGAGCAGCUUGGACUCACUACUGGGGACAAGGAAAAGCCUGCUGGCUCUUCUGAACCAGAGCCUGCAACGCCUUCUCAAAGCAAGACCGGUAAAUAUGUUCCUCCCAGUCUGAGGGACGGAGGAACCAGGAGAGGAGAGUCCAUGCAGCCAAACCGCAGAGCUGAUGAUAAUGCUACAAUCCGUGUGACCAAUUUGUCUGAGGACACCCGUGAGACAGAUUUGCAGGAGCUGUUUAGACCCUUUGGCUCCAUCUCCAGGAUCUAUCUGGCCAAGGACAAGAACACCGGGCAGUCCAAGGGAUUCGCAUUCAUCAGUUUUCACCGCAGAGAGGAUGCUUCCAGAGCAAUUGCAGGAGUGUCAGGAUUUGGAUAUGACCAUCUUAUUCUCAAUGUUGAAUGGGCCAAACCGUCAAACAACUAA